Messenger RNA from Cyclospora cayetanensis, 1218 nucleotides. Its product is annotated as POU domain, class 6, transcription factor 2. The transcript has 9 exons. Gene Ontology annotation, molecular function: RNA binding. Bases 1 to 1218 code for a protein of 405 amino acids. NCBI's taxonomy places the organism in Eukaryota, Apicomplexa, Conoidasida, Eucoccidiorida, Eimeriidae. The record is from RefSeq and is a predicted model, not a curated record.
AUGGAGGACGAUGAGUAUGACUUGUAUGAGGACCUUGAGGGUCCUGCUUCGGUAACUCCAAAGGAGCAGCAGCAACAACAACAACGGCAGCAGCAGCAGCAGCAGCAGCAGCAGCAGCACCCACAAGCGACUGCUCAGCUGCCGCUCGCUGAUGCUGCUUUUCAGCCGUCUGCCUCAAGUAGCGGCUCUAACAGGCCAGUGCCCUCAGUAGUUACACCAGCCCCAGCAGGUGCCGGAGCAGCAGCACAACCCCCUGCCGUAGGAGAUGAGGCGGAUGAUGAGGAUGGCGUUGUAGUUGUUGGUGGUGACGCUGAUCUGCCACUGCUUCCAGAAGUGUCUUCAGAACCUCGCAUGCCCCUGCGCUGGGGGCAUCAAGACAAGGGAAAGCGUGCAGCUCAUUACAUGCGUAGAGAGCGCCCACUCUUCCUCGGUAUCCCGCCUCCGGUGCCUCCGCUGGUCGACGCGAAAGCUUCGCAAUUACUUAUUGUUUCAAACCUUCCUUGGUGGAUAAAUGACGUCUCUCUCCGUGAAUUAUCUGGUGCCUUCGGCCGGGUUAUUGGCGUUCGCGUCUUGGGCAGCGCAACAGGCGCAAAGCCUUCCGGAGUGGCACUGUUGCUGUUCGGUGCAGAGCAGCAAGCGGUGGCUGCAGCGCAGGGUCUGGAUACGCUGAAUACGCAGACUGCAACGCCUCUAGAUGACCAACGAAGCCAGCAGCAGGAGGCGCAGCAUGGCGAGGCUGCUCAGCAAAAGACAGGGCUAUCUGCACUGUUUCCCUGGUUUGACCCAUCGGUUCUUCAAGUGGACAAGGUACCACCAGCAGAAGACAGCAGCAGCAGCGAGGUGGAGGCAAGCAGCUCCAACACCAACUUGUGUAGCACCGCGGUGCAGAGAGGCCUUCCCAGCAAGAAGUCACGAGUCUGCCGCUUUGUUAUACGCCUCUGCAGGCGAUCGAAGGCGAAACGUGCAAAGACGGAAGGGGCUGUGGUGCCACCUGAUCGUUGGCAGCAGCAGCAACAGUGGUGGAUUCACAAUGAAGCAUUACCAUUUAUUAAGGACAAAGUGCGUAGAAAGCUGAACGGAGUACAUGCACUCAAGCGGCCUUUUAUAAUACAAAAGCAGAGUAUGCAAGAAAUACACAAACUUGAAAUGAAUACUCUUCUAGUUCAGAGGUUACAAGACUGCAAACAUGUUUUUGCUCAAUGUGCAAGGGCAGCUUGA